AUGGCGCUCCGACUCAAGCCCGUCACCGCCCAGCUGGCCAAGCUGUCGGCCAGCAGCCUGCGGCCAUCCGCCCGGGCUGCCUGCGCCAUCGCCAGCCGCAGGCCCGCCAUUCGCAGCCUCACAACCGAGUCCAGCCACACGACGAUCUCUUCCUCCUCACCAACAAGCGAGUUGCCUGCCUCUAUGGUACCCAGAGAUGAGCUCGAAUCGAUCGAAGAGUCUCUGCCAGACGACACCCCCCGGCCUGCCUCGUGGCCGCAUGGCCAUGGCGACCGGAUAUGGUUCUUCCGGCACUUCCUCGAUGGCCUCACCAUUUUCUCAUUACAACGCAACUUCAAGGCAAACAAACAAAUGAGAACCAUACCCUACAACGGCAAGAAGCUGAAGCCAUCCAAGAUCCGCAAGGACUACUGGGAGCCCUUUGCCAUGGUCGAGUUCCCCGAGGGCCACCGGCUCGUGGGCCUGUCGGUGUACCACAUGCUGCGCGAGGCGCACUUCCUGCACAGCUACACGUGGGACGGCAAGAAGCAGCCCAGCCUCGUGCGGGAUCCCGAGACGGGCGCGACGCUCGACAAGCACGGCCGCGGCGUGCAGCUCAACCGGCACAUGCUGCCCAACUCGAUCGCCGACAUGGCCGCCGUCCUCGGCGGGCUCGGCAAGGGCAACAAGAUAUGGGUCACCCGGCCCGGGGAGGUGGCGGCAGAGGAUGGGUCCGAGUCGGGCGGCGUCCGGGUCCCCGCGACCAUCUACUGGGCUGACCCCAACCACAAGGACUACGCGGCCGCAUGGCCCGACAACGUGACACACGUGGACGCCGCAGAAGCGGCUGAACGCCUCGCUCCACAGCCGCUGCCCCAAGGCAACACCUUGUAG
Molecule: messenger RNA, 873 nt
Organism: Microdochium trichocladiopsis
Lineage: Eukaryota; Fungi; Ascomycota; Sordariomycetes; Xylariales; Microdochiaceae
Product: transcriptional regulation of mitochondrial recombination-domain-containing protein
Exons: 2
Coding region: 1-873 (290 amino acids)
Biological process (GO): positive regulation of mitochondrial DNA replication; DNA recombination
Cellular component (GO): mitochondrial large ribosomal subunit; nucleus
Molecular function (GO): structural constituent of ribosome; single-stranded DNA binding; DNA strand exchange activity
Source: RefSeq, a predicted model, not a curated record